Molecule: messenger RNA, 1773 nt
Organism: Morus notabilis
Lineage: Eukaryota; Viridiplantae; Streptophyta; Magnoliopsida; Rosales; Moraceae
Product: monodehydroascorbate reductase, seedling isozyme
Exons: 2
Coding region: 77-1708 (543 amino acids)
Cellular component (GO): cytoplasm
Molecular function (GO): oxidoreductase activity, acting on NAD(P)H; flavin adenine dinucleotide binding
Source: RefSeq, a predicted model, not a curated record
UCUGAUCUACAGUCGACUCGUGUUUUUAGCAAAAAGAUUUUCUUGCUUGUUAUUGCCUUUCAUCCAGCCUAUCAAGAUGUUCACGUGGUCUCAGGCCGUUGUGAAAUACUACAAAUACUACAAAGACCUUGAAGAAAACAUGAAAAAUCUCAACAACAUUUUGGAAGACCUAAUGACCCAACAGGAAGAUAUAGAACAAAGAUUAAAAGAUAAAAAGGUUCCUGAACAGGAAGCUAGGGACUGGCUAGAAGAAGUUGAGAAGAUCAAAAGUGAUGUACAAACUAUUGAGCAAAAGGUUGGAGAAAAGAAAUAUCUCUCACGUGUUUGUCUUGGUAAACAUGUUGACGAGAAAACUACAAAAGCCAAAGAACUGGUCAAGAAAGGCUGUCACUAUGAAUCCCCUGAGAAAAUUUUCAAGUAUGCUAUUCUUGGUGGUGGCGUUUCCGCCGGUUACGCGGCAAGAGAGUUCAGGAGGCAAGGGCUGAAACGAGGAGAACUCGCCAUUGUUUCGAGAGAAGCGGCGGCGCCUUAUGAACGUCCCGCGCUCAGCAAGGCGUAUCUGUUCCAAAAGAGGCCCUCAAGGCUUCCUGAUUUCCAUGUAUGUGUUGGAAGCGGAGGGCAAAGAUUGCGCCGCGAAUGGUACAGAGAAAAUGGGAUUUCGUUGUUCCUCAACACGGAAAUAGUCCGAGCAGAUCUUGCUUCAAAAACUCUCACCACUGCAAAUGGAAGAACCAUCAAGUACCAGAUUCUGAUCAUUGGCACUGGCUCCACUGUCUUAAAGUUAUCGGAUUUCGGUGUAGAAGAAAAUGUGAAGAACAUCUUCUACUUGAGAGAAAUUAGUGAUGCUGAUAAGCUAAUAGAGGCUAUCAAAACAAAGAGAAAAGGAAAAGCAGUGAUUGUUGGAGGAGGCUACAUUGGCCUUGAAGUUGCAGCAGCCAUGAGAAUCAACAAUUUCGAUGUCACCAUGGUUUAUCCCGAAAAAUGGUGCCUGCCUAGGCUUUUCACCCCGAAGAUAGCCUCUUUCUACGAAAAUUACUACGACAAGAAAGGAGUAAAGAUUGUAAAGGGCACGACCGUGAUCGGGUUCAACGCGAACUCGAGCAACGGAGAAGUAAAAGAAGUGAGGCUCAAGGAUGGUAAGGUGUUGCAGGCGGAUAUUGUUGUUGCUGGAGUUGGUGCAAGGCCUCUAACUUCAUUGUUCAAAGGACAAGUUGAGGAGGAAAAAGGAGGGAUUAAGACUGAUGGGUUUUUCCGAACAAGCGUUUCGGAUGUGUAUGCGGUCGGGGAUGUGGCCGCUUUUCCAUUAAAAAUGUGCAAUGAGAUGAGGAGACUUGAGCAUGUCGACCAUGCUAGGAAGUCAGCAGAGCAGGCUGUGAGGGACAUAAAAGCAAGUGAAAAUGGUGAGCUUAUUGAAGAGUAUGAUUAUCUCCCAUAUUUCUAUUCAAGGGUGUUUGAUUUGUCAUGGAAGUUUUAUGGGGAAAAUGUGGGUGACACUGUGAUUUUUGGGGAUUAUAAUCCAUUAUCUAAAGAACCCAAGUUUGGAACCUAUUGGAUUCACAAGGGAAAAAUUAAGGGAGUUUUCUUGGAAGGAGGAAAUGCUGAAGAAAGUGAGGCCAUUGCCAAAGUUGCUAGGGCCCAACCUUCAGCUGGGAAUUUGGAGGAAUUAGCUAAGGAAGGUCUUUCCUUUGCCUUGAAGAUGCGAAAAUAAAGUUCACUUUUACAAGCUUCAUGGAGUGAAAUUGGUUUGUUGUGUGUAAAAUUGAUGGUUGAAGC